This is a messenger RNA of Drosophila pseudoobscura, 916 nucleotides long. Its product is annotated as chymotrypsin-2. Gene Ontology annotation, molecular function: serine-type endopeptidase activity. The record is from RefSeq and is a predicted model, not a curated record. The coding region runs from base 54 to 896 and encodes 280 amino acids. NCBI's taxonomy places the organism in Eukaryota, Metazoa, Arthropoda, Insecta, Diptera, Drosophilidae. The transcript has 2 exons. Gene Ontology annotation, biological process: proteolysis.
ACAUAUGUAUAAGAAGCCUUCCCGAAAGAGCCCCAUCUUCAGUAGCUGUCAUUAUGUUGCCGUUUCUGUAUGUGCUGACGAUUGUCGCUGGCAGCUGCUGUGUCUCCGGCCAGGUGCUGUAUCCACCGCAGUACACAAACACUCGGAUUGUGGGUGGCGAGGAAGCAUCCGAGGGCGUGGCCCCCUAUCAGAUAUCGCUCCAAGGAGCAGCCAGUGGACAGCACUCCUGCGGCGGAGCCAUCAUCGAUGAGCGCUGGAUCAUCACGGCUGCCCACUGUACUCGGGGCAAGCAGGCCACAUCGUUCCGUGUGCUGGCUGGGACCCAGGACCUGCAGCAGAAUGCAACGAAGUACUACUAUCCGGACAGGAUCGUCGAGCACUGCAACUACGAGCCGCGCAAAUACCGUAACGACAUUGCCCUGCUGCACCUGAACGAGUCGAUUGUGUUCGACAAUGCCACGCAGCCGGUGGAGCUGGACCACGAGCCACUGGUGCCUGGCUCCCGACUCCUGCUCACCGGCUGGGGCACUCUGUCGCUGGGCGGAGAGGUGCCUGCUCGCCUGCAGAGCCUGGAGGUCAAGUAUGUGCCCUUCGAGCAGUGUAGAGCUGCCCACGACAACAGCACACGCGUGGACAUUGGCCAUGUCUGCACGUUCAACGACAAGGGACGAGGAGCCUGCCACGGCGACUCCGGCGGACCCCUGGUCCACAAUGGCCGUCUAGUGGCUCUGGUCAAUUGGGGCAUGCCCUGUGCCCGGGGAUAUCCAGAUGCUCAUGCCUCCAUCGCAUACUACCAUGACUUCAUACGCACUCACCUGAGUCUUUCCGAAACGGAGAGUGCCGAGGGAACUCCGGAGGAAAUGAAAGUGUUGAGGAGUAGAAGACAUUACAGCUAAAAAGGAUACAAAUAAAGUGA